AUGAAAAUUAAAACAAUACAAAAAGUAAAAUUUAAAAAACAUAAACUUGAGAAUGUGAUUAUAAAUAGUAAAAAUGUGUUAAUACAAUGUCUUAAAUGUAAAGAUUUACUUUAUGCAGAUUACAUGUUUAAGCAUCAAUGUUUUAUUGAUUUUAGAAGCAAUGAAAAAGAAAAAUCUAAAGUCAAAAAAAUACUAAACUUAAAAAAUAAUAAUUUUAAAAAAGAAGGCAUUAUUAUAAAUUCUCCAGCAUAUAAAGUUAAUGAAAAUACACUUAAUCCUAAUAAUAAUAGAAUAGAAAUAAAAGAUACUAAAAGUAUAAAAAAGACUAUUAAACAUAACUACAAAAAAACUUAUAAGAAGAAGCAAAGUUUUAUAGAAGAACAUAAUAAAACAAGUUUUACUAAUAAUUUUUAUCAGAAAACAGAAGAUUCUUUGCUAUCAAAUGAGGAAAAAGAGAAGUUUAAAAGCAUUGCUUAUUUAAAUUAUUUGUUAGAUAUAAAACCUGUAGUACAUUUUCAUUAUAAGAUGCCAAACAUGUAUAAGACGGUAAUUAGAACAAGAAAAAAGCAAGAGGAAUUAACUAGAAAUUGUACUUUUUAA
Molecule: messenger RNA, 600 nt
Organism: Vairimorpha ceranae
Lineage: Eukaryota; Fungi; Microsporidia; Nosematidae
Exons: 1
Coding region: 1-600 (199 amino acids)
Source: RefSeq, a predicted model, not a curated record